Molecule: messenger RNA, 1801 nt
Organism: Patiria miniata (bat star)
Lineage: Eukaryota; Metazoa; Echinodermata; Asteroidea; Valvatida; Asterinidae
Product: golgin-45-like
Exons: 6
Coding region: 139-1341 (400 amino acids)
Biological process (GO): Golgi to plasma membrane protein transport; Golgi organization
Cellular component (GO): Golgi membrane
Source: RefSeq, a predicted model, not a curated record
UCUAAAAUGGAUGCGCCCACGUCGGCGGAUAUGACGGAUCUUGCACGGUUCUAACUUCUAUAAAUUACCGAAGAUUUAUCGUCAUUCAUAUUUAUUAAUCAAGCAAACGCUGACCAUCAUCUCGUAUAUCUAACAACAAUGGACCAAAGAAAUUUGGAUAACAUCAUUUUUAGUCACGGACAGUCGAUAAAUAGAGAUGGAACAUCCCCAGCUUUUCCCAGACUGGAGGGAGAUGGGAAAGAAAAUGCCACCAGCUCCAGUGAACCCGCUGGAAUAGCAACAGCGACUCCCCGCCUCACUCGUCCAGCCUUCUUUGACGGUAAAAAUCGCAACUCCACUGAUGUGGCCCUUGUGGAACGGAAUCGUCAGCGAGAUGUCAGGCCCCAAAGCCCAUCACCUCUCGGGGGCACUUCAGUCUUUGCAAACGGACGGCAGGAUGUCUGCGCCAAGCUGGAAGAAGCCAUCAAAGAAAAUGAGAAGUUGAAGGAACAACUGUCAAAGUUGGAGGUCGAGAUGAGAGGGUUAAAGGAUGAGAAAGCAGAGAUGGUGUCCGAAGCAGCCGUUCAAAAUCAGGUCAAUAAAGACCUGAAAAAGCUUCUAGUUGCGUCAAUGGGGGCGGACCUACAGGCCCAGUUGGAGCACCUGUCCACUGAGCGCGCUCAGCUCGGCCAAGACCUGGAGAACACAAUCGCGACGCUAGCGGAGGAACGCGAAACGCUGGAGAGAGUCAACAUCCAGUGUGAUGUGUGGAGGAGUAAAUUCCUAGGCAGCAGACUGCAGGUGGAUGAAGCUGUUUCCUCACGCACCCGUCUGGACAUGGUCCUCCAAGAAGCCUGCUUUGCUCUCCGUAAGAUCCUGGAGGAACGAGACGAAAUCAGAUCGCACAUGAUGCACACCCAAAGGUUGCUCCACUACCUCUCCAAUGCCUUGCAGCGAUCUCACAGUCUCUCAGAAGAAGCCAAGACAUCAAGUAACGUCCUCACCUUGGCCUUACUCAACGAACAGGUGUCCUCCAUGAUCUCCAAGCACCUGCUGGGGGACGUGGGCCACUCGCAGCCCAAGACCACCUCACAGUUUGACUUUGUGGAGUGGACAUCCGCAGAGAUGCUUGCAAAAGAUAUUCUGUUAAACCGAGAACCAGCCCUGAAGCUUGAGCGAAUGCACACGUUACCAUCGUCAGCAUCAACCACAUAUAUACCCCCAUCAUCGCCAUCAUUGCCAGCAGCAUCAGGACCUGUAGCAAAGACUAACGUAGCACAGCGCUUCCAUCCACAGACCAAGUAUGAAAACCUGACCAUCAACUGCUGCAAAUACUGCACCGGAGACAUCAAACUUGUCUAACUUGCCAGUUUGGCCGUUCUUGUCUCUUGCCUUGAUGAAUACUGCACCAACACCCCUUCUCAGGGGUAACACGGGCAGGGUAUACAUAUCCUUCCUGCCAGAAACACCGGGGCGAACCCCUUCUCUUAGCAAUAAGCGUUACUGGGUUCUUUUAGGUGCGUUAGGCCUUAUACAACACAUGGGACCUACGGCUUUGCGUGCAGGAGCCCAAUGGCACAUCUGUUUGUAAUAGAACUUCGAAGGGGUACACAUGUAUCGCUCACUCACUCACUCAGCCGUAAAGACAGCGUUGGUCCGUCGCGCUGACCUCCUGUGCCCACGUUGAACAGCUUGCCUCGUGUGUAUUAAGUCUUGUGUAAGUUAAUAAUAGCAGAGCUCUACCAUUUCUUAUUCCCGCAAGGUCCUCCAGGACCUGGUGGAUUCUGAAGGAUCUAAGAUGGCAAGGCUUGAGACAAUUUUA